Molecule: messenger RNA, 2834 nt
Organism: Sardina pilchardus (European sardine)
Lineage: Eukaryota; Metazoa; Chordata; Actinopteri; Clupeiformes; Clupeidae
Gene: shisa10.1
Product: shisa family member 10, tandem duplicate 1
Exons: 5
Coding region: 264-1022 (252 amino acids)
Source: RefSeq, a predicted model, not a curated record
CCCUUCUUCUUCUUUUUUUUUACUCCAAGACAGACCCUGGGUGCGUGCAGCAUAGACAUUAAAACAAAGGGGUGUGUGCCAUAGAUAUUAUUUAUGCGUGCGACCACCGGCUGAUUUCAGUUCCGCAGCACUGUGCUGUGAGGACAAGACUCAAGCAGACAGGGCGUAGCUAGGAGCGUGUCAUAUUACAUUACACAAAAAACCCUUUCGGUUAGUUAGUACCAAAUUGAAGUCAGAAGACAAGGAAACCUCAAGUCCCGAGGAUGGCGUUAGUUGUUCACGUUCUAGUGUUUUUGGGGACUUUUUUGACAAUCUCAGCAGAUCGUGAUUGUAAGGGUUACAACGAUGGCUUUACAUAUCACAGUUCGCGCGACUGCUACCACAUUGACUUCUGCUGUGGUACUUGUAAUUCGCGAUAUUGUUGUUCGGAUCCUUCAGAUCGUCUCAGUGAGGAUGACCAAGAUCAAUGUGAAACGUAUGCAGGGUUUUCUGGCGUUUCAAACACAAUCCAGAUCACUGGGAUUACGGCAGCCAUCAUCACCAUCAUAAUUUUCAUCAGUUGCUGUGUGUGCCCCUGCUGCUGCCUGUAUAAAUUAUGCCGCAAGCCCAGACCGGUGAUAGCAACUACCACCCACACAACAACAGUGGUCACUUCACCAUAUCCUCAAAACACCACCCCUGCCCAACAGUAUCCAGGAUACCAACCUGUGGCACCACAGCCUGGAUAUGGAACCCCAGCAGGGUAUGGGGGUCAAUCCAUGCCUAGUGCACCAUAUCAAGGACAACCCUAUGCUGCUGGACCACCUCCUCCUUAUCAAGAGAGUGCUGGCCCUGGCCCUGGCCCUGGAUAUCCUGUGAACUACAGCCAAGCAGCAUUCUCUCCAGGUCAAGAGUCCUACCCCAUGCAACCGCCAGUGCCGGCAGGUUACAUGGCCCAGCCUCCUCCACCCGCAGAUUUAAAUGCCAUGCAGCCUGCCUACAACCCUGCCUACAUUCCUCCACCUUCCAAGUCUGCCUACUAAACAUUACAUGUGUUCCUAACCAGGCCACAAUAUGGAUGCCCCCCACCCCCUUCCUUUUUCUGUAGACUGGUCAUAUUUCGGAUCUGAAAUAUAAAUCCCUCAUGCUGAUCUUUGACACUGCUAUUAAUGUGAAGUGGCAGCCUCUUAGAAAGCCCUCUGCUUUUUCUUCUCUAAGUAACAUUUCAGUGUUUUUUUCUGUUCUGUAAGGUAGUAAACAAAAGGGAAUAUAUGUCUUGUUGUAUGCAAGUCACAUUUUUGCGCAACCAUUGCAAGAAUUGUUAGCUAUGUCUAGCUUAAUUUUAAUUGUAUGCACUGAAGUGAAUUCUAAAGGAAAUGUUUACAUUUGUCACUUUAUUUUAGUAUAUAGAAUUCUAUGACGUGCUUUUAAGUUAUUAUGUGUACUUCUGAUUGUGGAGGGGCUAAAUUGCAAGUGACAAGUUUUCUCCAUCAACCAAAUGAUAUGGAAGUUCAAUCUCAAAGCUCAAUUUUCCUCAGAAUUCUCAGGUUAUGUUAGGCCUGAAAUUGUUCAUGGAAUUGGUGGUAUUCUGUAGUUUUUCUUUUUCUUUUGAACAAGUUCCACAAUAUGCCUUAUUUCUUUCUUGCUGUACAAUGUUAGAUAUUAGCUAAUAUAGGAGCAAAGCCAACCAGUGCUUUGGUUAAGCUAACUAAGUUUAACUCAAGGGACUGAUUUCUUCAGUAUGGAAGCCUUUUCAAGAUGCCAUUUUAGUGUCAACUUAUAGUUCAUAUUUUUUGUGAAUAACAUUGUCAAUUACAAAUUGUAAAAAAAAAAACAUUUUAUAUAUUGUGUGUCUUGGUCAAAGUAUGCAUUGGGCUCAGAUAUUGUUAUCGCAGCAUUAAACAAUACUUUAUUUUGAUCACACAAGUUCAGUUGGUGAAAUAUUUGUGGAAGUGGUGAAAUUGGUUGCCUCAUAUCCUUACCAGGUCAAUGAUCAAAAUAUUGUGUUGGCAUUACAUUUUAUAUAGUUUAUCUGGAAAACAGUUUACUAACACAAGUUUUUGAAGAUUUGCACAUACUUAAAAAUAAAACAAAGAAAUCCCAAAACAUUCUAACUCCUGGUUUAAGACUGGCUAAUCCCUACCAGUGCCAAGGGCAUUUCCUCAAUGGACAUCCUUUGUUUAAUGUUACAUUGAGAUGUAUUGGCUGUAAAGUGCCUUCUUGUCUGACAGCCCACUCAACAUUUUACUAUUUCUCUAUUGAGAAUGUUUUUUGAAUACUUAAUGCACCAUGGACAACAUCCAUAACACACUUGGCCUGCAUGGCUUAGACAUUAGUGGAAAUUGUUGUGAUGAUUUUGACACUCCAACCCAGCCUUAAUUACACAUACAGUUAUGUAAUGUUAACUUGCAUAUACAGGUACAGCAAAAAAAGAGAAUAUGGUGGAAAACUUCAUUGUUUCCCGUAAUUUAUUUCAAAAACUGGAACGUUGGUAAUCUAGAUUCAUUACACACGAAGCAAAAUAUUUCAAUCAUUUUCGUUUUAAUCUUAAUUAUUAUUAUGGUUUAUAGUUAAAGGAAAUCAAAAAUAUAGAAUUUCAAAAUAUUACAAUAAACCUGUGAGAUGAGCUCUGAUCAGCUAAUUACCGGUAAGUCGAAUCACUGGCAAGGUUUCCUGAGCUUUUAUUCUCUCUGUCUGGUCAGGGCAACGGACUUUUCCAUGAUAUUAUAUAUUUUUAGAUGCACCUGUAGUUAAUGAAAGACAGAUUUAAGUGGUAUAUUUGCAAUGCAAUGCUAUUUUAUAUCCUUCAACACAUUUCUAUGUCAACAAAUAACAAAUAAAGAACAUCAUUUUAA